Messenger RNA from Numida meleagris (helmeted guineafowl), 1505 nucleotides. It is a transcript of the gene MTIF3, whose product is annotated as mitochondrial translational initiation factor 3. Bases 612 to 1430 code for a protein of 272 amino acids. Gene Ontology annotation, cellular component: mitochondrion. The record is from RefSeq and is a predicted model, not a curated record. Gene Ontology annotation, molecular function: translation initiation factor activity; ribosome binding. NCBI's taxonomy places the organism in Eukaryota, Metazoa, Chordata, Aves, Galliformes, Numididae. Gene Ontology annotation, biological process: mitochondrial translational initiation; ribosome disassembly. The transcript has 4 exons.
AUGCAGCCCAGGAUACAGCUGGCUUUCUGGGCUGUGAGGGCACAUAGCUGCUCACGUCCAGCUUGCCAUCCACCAGUACCCUCAAGCCCUUUUUGUUGGGGGAGUGCUCCAUCCUUACAUCCCCCAGCUUGUACUGAUAGCGGGAGGUUGCACUUGGAUUUAUUGAACCUCAUGAAAUUCUCCUGAGUCCAGUGCUUGAGCCUGUCUAUGUCUCUCUGGAUGGCAUCUCAUCCCUUGGUGUGCUGACCACACCACACAGCUUGGUGUCAUGUGCAAACUUACUGAGGGUGCACUGUUUAUACUGUAGUUUGGCAGCUGCUAAAACACAUGUGAUUGCUGAAGUCUGUAACUAAAUGAGAGGAAUGGUCAGGCAUUGCUUGUUUUCUGUUCCAUGUAUUGCAGAAAAGUCUUACUGGUGCCUUUAUUUUUUGUCUUCUUUUUCUGCAAACUUUUGCCAACAUUUGAGGAAAAAAUCUCAUGAUCAGUAUUUUUACCAGAUGGUCUGGUGAAAUGUCUGCCUUAAACUGCACUUUCCAAACAAUUCGUGCUGCAUAGGUGUACAGCCGAAUGUAAGAAGUCUUAAUCAUUUUGACAACUGGAAAAAAAUCAGAAUGACUUCCUUUUGUUUGAUGAAACUUCUCUGUCAAGCGACCAGAAAUGAGACUAAAUAUGCAAAAAGAUUCUGUGGUACUCUCCUGUCACAGACAACACAGAAGGGAGUUUUUCCUCCAUUCUGGAUAGUGGUACCCGAUCCUAGAAAGACAAAUGCGUUUGUAUUUACUCAGCCAUUUUGUACAGCUGAAAAAUCUCACAAAGAUCCAAAAAGGAAAGCGGCAUUUGGAAGUGUUGGGCGAAGAAUUCCGUAUCGGAUUUUGCACGUAAUCAACCAGGAUGGAGAGAGCUUAGGAGAUAUGCACCGAGCAGAGGCACUCAGACUGAUGGAUGAGCAUGACCUGAAACUGGUUCUGCUUCGCGAGAAUGCAGAGCCUCCUGUGUACAGACUAAUGACUGGGCAGCAGAUUCACGAAGAGAAGCUGAAGCGUGCAGAGAAAGAAAAAGCGAGCUCAAAAACAGUGCUGGUUCAGAAGGAGUUAUCCUUUUCUUCAGCUAUUGCCAAGAAUGACUUGGAGACCAAGUCUAAACAGAUAAUGCACUGGAUUGAAAAGAAAUACCACGUGAAAGUGACUAUCCGACAGGCAAAAGACAGCAAUACGGACAUGUUCACGCUUUUUGAUCAGAUUUUGGAGACUGUGUCUGACAAAGCCACUUACCUUUCCAAGCCAAAAGCUAUUAAGGAAGGAACAGCUACGUGCAUUUUGAGACACAUGUCUGACAAAGAGUUGAAAGCAUACCAGAAGAUGGAAAAACAGAAAAACAGUACAGUAAAGAAAGACGAAAAUGAAGAGCCAAAGUCAAGUGAGUUGCAUUAAAGACUUUAUAAGGAGGUAAAAACGAUAUUAUUUAAAAAAAAAAAGGACUAUAAAAUAAAGGUUUUUUUGCUGGGC